ACGGACAGCCCAGAUGGGGUCCAGCUUAGUGCCCUGGGCUCCCCGCCGAUGCCUUAUCCAGGCUGGGUGUCCCCAGCAUCUUGGGACCUAAAUUUGUGUAAGCUGGGGUGCUUCCCAGGCCUGGAGGGUCCCUCCGGCAGGCCCACGGUGCCCCCGCUUUGCAUCAGGACCCCCCCCUCGGAUGCUCUGAGCCACCCUCCUCAACCCGGAUCUAAAACCCGGGACACAGCUAUCAGGCCAGCCUCUCUCUCCACCCCACCCCCUCUUUCUGGCGUCCAUCCCCUCCCCAACUCCACCUCUGCUGCUGCCUCUGGCUGUGGACCUGCACCUCUUCCCCAUCCCCGACAGGCCUGGGGAUCGAGGUGAGCCUGGAUGAGAGCUCCCACAACCUGGGGCUCUCCCAGGCCAUGGCCCGAGUGCUCCCAGGGAGGAGCCCCAGACCCUGAGCAUCUGCUGGAGGCUUGGCAGAGGCCCCGCGGGGACCGUGUCUUCUGAGGACAAAAGGCGGCGGCCAGCGGGCAGACAGGGAGGGGGAAGGGGGGACCGGCAGCCAGGUGGGCAGACGGGUAGCAGGGGCCAGUGCUGGCCCCCCUCCCAGCUUGGCGGUGGCGUGAAGAUGGGGGUGGGAGUGUGUAGUUGGGGAAGCACCUGCCUGGACCCCCACCUGCCAGCUAGCUGGGCACCCCAAGGCUGUGUGCUGCCCACCUGGUGUUCCCCAACACCCCCAGCCCUGCCCAGUGCACUCCUUCAGUGCCUGCUUCCCCUGAUGUCUGCGAUUUAGACCAGCCCGGCUGUAUCCACGGCAACAGAAGCAGGAAUGUCACUGGCUGCCAGCUCACGGAGGGUCCCACAAUGUGGCCUGGGCUGUGAUUUAUCCUGAGUGAGACAGCUUGAGCCCCCUCCCUCGAUUCCAAGACAGCCCUGCUGAGAGAGCCAAGGUGCAGCCCAGCAGGACAACUGAUGGAGUCCCCCGGGGCCCAUCGAGCACCGGACUGGCUGACCCCAUAGGGUUGGGAGCAGCCCCUGCCCCUCAGUAUGGCCAACACCACUGGAGAGCCCGAGGAGGUGAGCGGCGCACUGUCUCCACCAUCAGCAUCGGCUUACGUGAAGCUGGUGCUGCUGGGACUGAUCAUGUGCGUGAGCCUGGCGGGCAAUGCCAUCUUGUCCCUGCUGGUGCUCAAGGAGCGUGCCCUGCACAAGGCUCCUUACUACUUUCUGUUGGACCUGUGCCUGGCUGAUGGCAUACGCUCUGCCGUCUGCUUCCCCUUUGUGCUGGCUUCUGUGCGCCACGGCUCCUCAUGGACCUUCAGUGCGCUCAGCUGCAAGAUUGUGGCCUUUAUGGCUGUGCUCUUUUGCUUCCAUGCGGCCUUCAUGCUGUUCUGCAUCAGCGUCACACGCUACAUGGCCAUCGCCCACCACCGCUUCUACGCCAAGCGCAUGACACUCUGGACAUGCACAGCUGUCAUCUGCAUGGCCUGGACCCUGUCUGUGGCCAUGGCCUUCCCACCUGUCUUCGACGUGGGCACCUACAAGUUCAUCCGUGAGGAGGACCAGUGCAUCUUUGAGCAUCGCUACUUCAAGGCCAAUGACACGCUGGGCUUCAUGCUUAUGUUGGCUGUGCUCAUGGCAGCCACACAUGCUGUCUAUGGCAAGCUGCUCCUCUUCGAGUAUCGUCACCGCAAGAUGAAGCCCGUGCAGAUGGUGCCAGCCAUCAGCCAGAACUGGACAUUCCAUGGUCCUGGGGCCACCGGCCAGGCUGCUGCCAACUGGAUCGCUGGCUUUGGCCGUGGGCCCAUGCCACCAACCCUGCUGGGUAUCCGGCAGAAUGGGCAUGCAGCCAGCCGGCGGCUGCUGGGCAUGGACGAGGUCAAGGGUGAAAAGCAGCUGGGCCGUAUGUUCUACGCAAUCACACUGCUCUUCCUGCUACUCUGGUCACCCUACAUUGUGGCCUGCUACUGGCGAGUGUUUGUGAAAGCCUGUGCCGUGCCCCACCGUUACCUGGCCACCGCUGUUUGGAUGAGCUUCGCCCAGGCUGCCGUCAACCCGAUCGUCUGCUUCCUGCUCAACAAGGACCUCAAGAAGUGCCUGAGGACUCAUGCCCCCUGCUGGGGCACAGGAGAUGCCCCGGCGCCUAGAGAACCCUACUGUGUCAUGUGAAGCAGGCUGGUAGGCAGACAGGCAGGGAGAAAGUCAGGGCCACCAUGAUGGGGCCAACAGAAGGGGAGAGGUGGGGCUCCAUAACAGGAGCCUUUCUUUCUGAGCUCCAGCCCCAGCCCCUCGAACCACCUGGAAUCUAGGUACCUUUGUCAGCACCUCCCCAGGGUUGGGGACUGGGUGGGGGACUAGGAAAGAGGCAUUUCUAGUUCUGUGGGGCCCGUCUCCGCCACCUCCUUCUCCACUUCUACAAUCUCUCUCUCUCUCUCUCCCUCUCUCUCUCUCUCUCUCUCUCUCUCUCUCACUCUCUCUCUCUCUCUCUCUCUCUCUCUCUCUCUCUCUCUCUCUCGCACACACACACACACACACACACACACA
Molecule: messenger RNA, 2532 nt
Organism: Orcinus orca (killer whale)
Lineage: Eukaryota; Metazoa; Chordata; Mammalia; Artiodactyla; Delphinidae
Gene: GPR173
Product: G protein-coupled receptor 173
Exons: 2
Coding region: 1036-2157 (373 amino acids)
Biological process (GO): G protein-coupled receptor signaling pathway
Cellular component (GO): plasma membrane
Molecular function (GO): G protein-coupled receptor activity
Source: RefSeq, a predicted model, not a curated record